Thalassophryne amazonica is the source of this 1821-nucleotide messenger RNA. Its product is annotated as beta-1,4 N-acetylgalactosaminyltransferase 2-like. The transcript is spliced from 12 exons. The record is from RefSeq and is a predicted model, not a curated record. The coding region runs from base 120 to 1553 and encodes 477 amino acids. Gene Ontology annotation, biological process: UDP-N-acetylgalactosamine metabolic process; UDP-N-acetylglucosamine metabolic process. NCBI's taxonomy places the organism in Eukaryota, Metazoa, Chordata, Actinopteri, Batrachoidiformes, Batrachoididae.
CAGGGCACCUGUUAAGGUGACAGUAUAUACACACAAAGGUCCGGGGUAGGAAAGCUGCCAGCUUUCAUCACAGAACACAGUACAGGUCAUGGGAGUUGUGCGUUUUGCAGCAAGAAAAGAUGUCUUUGUUUUGCAGAGCUGCAUGUCACGCUUCCAUUGUGAUAAUCCUGCUCAUCAUGUAUUUCUUGAUAUUCCAAAACUGGCCUGAAAACUCCAACACUCAUGUUUCAGAAGUUGAACAGCAGCUACGGUCUACUAUCUCCCAUCCUGCUUUGUUACACAACACGUGUCAAUGUCCCAAAGGUUCAGUGAUGCUCAAAGAUUAUGUCCCCAAAGAACAGUACGGAGAGCUGGUGAAACGCCGAACUCAGGAGUUCAGCAAACACAAGACCAGGACAACUUCUGUGUUAUCCAGACUGCUGUUUGCUCUGCCCAACUCUCCUCUCCAAUAUCCGAUCCAAGGUUUUACAGUUCGACCUUUAACCCCUGCUCUCAUACCAGGUUUAGGGCUGUAUGCUGGAAAAAGAAGCAGCUACAAGGUGCACUUGAAUGUGGCCAAAGGGGUCUUGACCACAACAAACUUAACCGAAGGAGCAACAGUAGAAGGUAAUGGUAAGCGGGUACUGACGAUUGAGUCCAGAAGCCUGGUGCAACUUAAUAAGCUGCUGGCCAACGUGUCCUACACCAGCACCGUGUAUCAUAUACACACUGGAGACCUCGUCUCUUUUCAGUUUGAGAAGCAUGAAGCUUUUUUCACUAUUGUCAUCCAACAACCUCGCCUGCCAGUUCUGUAUGACAUGGGGAGAGAUGUCAGCGCUCAUGUCACCAUCGUCACUAAGACCUUUCUCCGGUACACACAACUUAAUGUUUUGUUGAAAAGCAUCAGACAUUUCUAUAGCAACAUAAAAGUCAUUGUUGCAGAUGACAGUUUUAAACCACAGAACAUCACUGGAGAUGGCAUCCUACACUACAUCAUGCCUCCAGCACAGGGUUGGUUCGCUGGUAGGAACCUGGCUGUCUCACAGGUAACCACUAAAUACUUCCUGUGGGUUGAUGAUGACUUCGAGUUUACAGAGAACACCAAAAUAGAGAAGCUGGUGGAGGUGAUGGAAGCGAACCCUGAGCUGGACGUGGUGGGCGGAUCUGUACAAGGGAACCAGUUUUACUUCUCGCUCCUCUAUAAUGAAGGUGAUGAAGAUGGUGGCUGCCUUCACGUGAAGUCCAACAACAAGUUCCACUCACUUCCUGGUUACCCAAGUUGUUUUCUGGUUAGUGGCGUCGUCAACUUCUUUUUGGCUCGUACAGACUCCACGCGGAAGGUGGGUUUUGACCCAAAGCUCCAGAGGGUGGCGCAUUCAGAGUUCUUUAUGGAUGGUUUGGGCUCUUUGCUGGUUGCCACCUGCCAGCACGUAUCCAUCGCCCAUCAAGCCCCCAAAAAUGACAACAUCCAAAAGCAGUACAGCCAGUUCAGGCACCCUCCACAGAGUGAUGUAAACUUCAAACUACAGCUGUAUUUUUUCAAAAACAACCUAAAAUGUUAUGUACGUACAUAGAAUAACACUUGGGAAUACUGAUGUUACUGUAUGCUUCAUUUGUUAAACUGAUGCUUUUUGUUGUAUUCCAGAUUGUUUGUUUGGGUUUUUUUUCCAUAUUGUCCCAACUUGUUAUGAUGUGGUGUUAUAUAAUAUAUUUGUAUUUGGGGUUGAAUUGGUUUUUAUCAAUGUUUACAUGUGACCAUUUUGUUGUGGAUAUUUUACUGUAGAGAGCAGUUUGAAAUGGCUUGCCUGAAAGUGCUAUAUUAUAAUUAUUAUUGCCAUGUUA